AUGAGCGGGGUCCGCGACGAGAGCCCGUGCGACGGCAAUCGUUGGCGGGAUGGCGACGAUUUCAGCCGUCGUCUUCCGCCCGUGGUUGAAUCCGCCGUCUCCGCCCACGCCUACGAGGUGCAGAAGCUGCUCGCGUUGAAAGACGCGUUCUCUCAGUACGCGCCGGCAGCGCUGCCGUCCUGGAGCGUGGAGGGCGGGGACCCGUGCAAGAGCCAGUGGAAGGAGGGGAAAAUCGCGUGUAACACCGCCGGGCGCGUUAUCAGACUAAACCUGUCGAAUCAGAACCUCAAGGGACCGCUACCAGGCCAGGAGUUAGCCAAACUGGUUGCCCUGCGAAGACUGGACCUCGGGUUUAACAACUUCACGGGGGAGAUCCCGAUUGAACUCGCUGACCUAAGCAGCAUCACCUACCUGUCGCUGGAGAGCAAUCAGAUUGAGGGUGCCCUUCCCGAGUGGAUUGGCUCGGAAUGGCCCUCCUUGGUGCACCUGCGAUUGGCCAGCAACCAGUUUUCGGGGCAGAUUCCAAACGGCUUCGGGCAGCUGAAAAAUCUUGUGAUGCUGGAUCUGGCGUCGAAUCAGUUCUCAGGCUCAUUUCCAACGGACAUCCAGGUGUGCUCGCGCCUGGAGCAGCUCUCUCUGUCCGGCAACUCCCUCUCGGGCCCUCUCCCCACGUGGAUAGGCAAUCUCAAGCAGCUGCGCGUGCUGGAAAUGUUCUCUAACAACCUCUCUGGCACCAUUCCUGCUGAAAUCGCCCAGGCCACCUCCCUUGAAUCCAUUGCGCUGGAUGACAACGAUCUCUCAGGCACGCUGCCGGAUGCCCUGGGCAAUCUGCCCUCCCUGGCGGCGCUCUACAUGGCGUCCAACCUGCUGGAGGGACCCAUCCCCUACAGCUACCACCGCCUCAACGGGCUCAUGUACAUCGAUCUGAGCUACAACACGGGAAUCAAUGGCACAGUGCCCGAGUUCUUUGGCAACCUGUGGCUGCUGGAAUCCAUCGCGUUUGAGAACUGCAACCUCACGGGCACCAUCCCGGCCUCCCUCGGCUCGCUCUCCCUCCUAGUCGAAAUCUUCUUGGACAACAACAAGCUCACCGGCUCCAUCCCCGACACGCUCGGGGGGCUCGAGUCUCUCAACAAGCUGUACCUCAACCAGAACUUCCUGGAAGGUUCCGUGCCGACCACGCUGUGCAACCUGACCAACGUGCGGGAGAUCAAUCUGGCCAAGAACGGGCUCGAUGGGGACCUGCCGCUGUGCCUGGUGACGUUGCCGCACCUGUCAUCGCUUCUGGUGUCGUACAAUCAACUCUCUGGAGAUGUCCCGGACAUACCCGACGACUCAAAGCUCUUCUUCAGAUACGACCACAACUGCUACGAGGGAAUGCCGGAUCAAUCCCCGUGUGCGGAGCCUUCCUUUACCAGCGACGGCACCACCACCACGGAUGAUGGCAGCAAUGACUAUGCGGCUGACAACGCCACUUGGUCUGACACCACUGCGGACGAUUACCAGCAGUUUUACGACAACGAGACCAUGGGGGGUAGCAGCGGUGGUAACCAGCAGCAGCAGAGCCAGUCGUCCUCCAGUCACACCCCAGUGUUCAUCUACAUCCUCAUUCCGCUCCUAGCUAUGGUGCUGGCCUGCGUGGCAGCGUAUCACUUCUCGCCCAAGUUCAGAGAUGCUGUGCACGUGCUGAUCAACGGGAGGGACAAACUGGGAGUGACAGAGUUUGACCUGACACGUAUCAAGAAGGCGACAGGAAACUUCACAGCAGAGUACGGCCGGGGGAGCUUCGGAGUGGUGUUUCUGGCGGAGGAGUUCUUCAAAGGGCAGCCGGAGCCAAGAGCCAUCAUCAAGCGAGCUCAUGACCCGCAGAAGGUCAGCGAGUUCCUGUUCAAGUGCAAGGUGGAGAUUCUAGCCAAGGCACGCCACCGCUAUGUGGUGAAUCUGCACGGCUACUGCGUCAAUCAGGGGGAGCGCAUCCUCGUUUAUGAGUUCCUCCCCAACGGCACUCUCUUCGACCGACUGCACCGCCCCGAACUAGAGCCCCUCGCCUGGGAGACGCGUGUGCGAGUGGCCUAUCACGUUGCGAGUGCCCUGGAGCAUCUGCACCACGACCUCACUCCCCCGCUGGUGCACCGAGCUGUGACCUCGUCCAACAUUCUCCUGGCUGCCGACAUGACUGCCAAGCUGAGCGAUUUCGGCAUUGCCAAGGGCAGCAGCGGGGGGAAGACCGCGUUUGACGACACUCCGCGGCGCAAGAAGAGCCGCAAGCACAAGCAGGUGGCCGACGUGCAGUCGCCCUCGCCCCAGAUGGAGAAAGCGGAUGUGUAUGGGUUCGGAGUGGUGCUGCUGGAGCUAAUUACAGGGCAGAAGGCCAUGAAGGAGGUUCACAUUACCACCAUGGCUGCCCCCUUCCUGGAGGACCCGCAGAUGAUGCCUCUCAUGGUGGACCCCUACCUGGGCGGAAAUUAUCGGCAGGAAGAGCUCAUAGAGCUGGGCGGCUUGGCCCGAGAUUGCAUCCAAGAAAACGCCGCUUGCCGCCCGUCCAUGCGCGAGGUUUUGGAAAGAAUGGAGGAAAAUCUACCCUCCGUUGGGGUGUGUAUCGAAGGGGACGGAGUGGGAGGGAAGGCCGGGGAGGACGAGGAGACCGGGCUGCUUGUCGAGGGGUAUUCCGCCGCUGCGCCCACGUUCGGGCAGGGUGUUACGCAUCUGCACCCUCCGAAUGUGAGGGUGGACGGCGGGGGGCACGAGCAUGGUUCAGCUGUGAUGCGGGAGGAGCGGCAGGUGACGGGGAUUUCGGGGAUUUCGGCGCCGGCGUCGGCUUGGGCGUCAAUUGAAGGGUUUGCCAAGUCGAUUAAGAGCGCAAUUGUGAACCCGAGGGGGCACCGGGGGGAGUCGGAUCACGAGAUGUCGUCGCUGCUGGGUCAUGCCUCGUCCGCAAUCAUGCGAAUCCUUUCCGUACAUCACGGCGUCUCUCGCCUCCGCACACUUCCUUUCCCCAUCCCCACCGCAUUCCACCGAUCUCGCCCUAACCGACUCUACGAAUCCCGUCUUCUGGCGUCCCAGUCUUCCGCCACAUCUGCGCAAUUCCCUGGGCGAUCUUCCGCCCACGCGCAUUCUUCCGCGCAUGCCAACCCCGCGGAUAUGGUGGCGGAGGCGGAAGCUCUGGACGGGCCUAGUACCGACACCGCUCCUAUUACCGCCAACGGCGCUUGUAUUGCGGGCCGCACUGAUACUAGCGCCACGAUGAGUACUGCUGCUAGGUCUUUAUUAGUAAAUGGUAUCGGAGGCACUGUUCCUUUCACGCUUCGCGGUGUCGUUUUCGAUAUGGACGGAACCCUGACGGUGCCGUGCAUAGAUUUUGCCGAGAUGCGCCGGCGCGUGGGCGCCACGAGCCCGGAUAUUUUGCAUGAGAUCGACGGCUGGGAUGAGCCGAGACGAGUCGAGGCGUAUUGCGUGAUUGGGGAGAUGGAGGAGGAGGCGAAGCGACGGCUGCAGAUUAUGCCAGGGGCCCACGAGCUCAUUGGCUUUCUUGAUGCUCGGAAUAUUAAGCGGGGGCUUAUAACGAGAAAUGUGAAGGAUUCUGUGGACCAUUUCCACAGCAGCUUUGAGGUCCCCCCUUUUUCACCUGCUCUCAGCCGUGAAUUCCAACCAUAUAAGCCGCAUGCCGCCCCAUUGUUGCAUAUAUGUGAACAAUGGGGUGUACAUCCUUCGGAGGUGAUUAUGGUUGGAGACUCUGCAAAAGACGAUGUGGUGUGUGGAAAGAGAGCAGGUGCUAUCACAUUUUUUCUUGACGAGGGUGGCAAGUUCCCCAACGUUGAUACGAUGCCAGAAGAAAUCAGACCCCAUUUUCGUAUCAGAAGUUUGCAUGAGAUGCUGAAUCUCCUUAUGUCACCAAUACUGCGGCUGAUUGGGCGCGGAUCGCACGGCACGGUGUGGGAGUGCGAAGACAUCCGAACGUCCCUCCGCGUCGCGUGCAAAUCCAUCCCGCACCUGCCGCGCGAUUCAUCACACGCGCAGCAAGCUCCGGUGCGCGUAGAUGAUAUAUGCACGGAGGUUUGCGCUUUAAAGAAGGUCGGCGGUCAUAUUAAUAUCGUCGGUUUGAUCGAGGUUAUUGUGGAUUCCGCCGAGGCGCACGUGAUUAUGGAGUUAGCACCAGGCGGGGAUCUCCUAACGGAGCUCAUGCGGCGCGGUGCGUUGAGCGAGCCGCUGGCUGCUACUGUUCUGCGGCAGCUCGCAUCGGCUGUCGCGGUUCUCCAAAACCGAACCAACGUCUUCGGCUUGACAAACUGCCAGAGCACGGGCGCGCUGCCGUCGCGCGGAAAGGAUGCUUCCGCCGCGCCUGCUUCCCCAUCCGCCAAAUCUGGCGCAACAUCGCUCCCCUCUUCCCCCACUAGAUUCAACCUACGCUCUGCUGCCUCUCCGUCCUCCGCCGAUUUUCCCGCGUCCCCCUCCUCUCCUGCUCCCCCAAUCUCGAACGCCGCGGGUGGCCCACCUUCCCCGCCCGCCUCCCCUUGCACUCCCGCCUCCCCCUUGCGCAACAAGAGCCCGCGACCCUACAAAUCCGCAGGCCCCUCUUGCGGUUCCGCGCUAGGCGGUACUUCCGCGCGCGGGGGAAGCGAUGGCGCACGCCUUGGCGGAAGCUUUGGCGCGAACCGUAGCGCAAGCCAUGGCGGAAGCUCACCGUUGGGGGAAGAUUACGUGGGCGCGGAGCGGCAUAUUGUGGGGGUGAAACUCGCGGAUUUUGGGGUUUCCGCGAUACUGAAGGGGGGGAUGCGCGAGCUCCGCCGCAGUAGGGGCGCGGGGACGCCCGCGUAUAUGGCGCCGGAAAUGGGCUGGCGUAAGCGGGGGGCCGGGCGCGGAGAAGCAGGGGCGGAGAUGGGGGAGCAAGAGAACACGGGGCGUAAGGUACAUAACCCUAGUUCUUCGGAUUUGCCCGAGUACGGUGUGAAGGCGGACGUGUGGAGCCUUGGGGUUACCCUGUGCACAAUUUUGACUGCCCGGAUUCCUUCCCAUCCUGUAGACUUCUCAAAACCGGAAUGGGAGGGGGUUUCAGCAGACGCAAAGGAUCUGGUCCGUCGGAUGCUGGUGGUGGACCCGGAUCAACGGCUGAGCUCGUUCGAGGUGCUGGAGCAUCCGUGGCUGAACCAAACGGCCGUUCGAUCGUUGGACCCGGCCGUGCGCUGCCCCCACCUGCUCUCGCCCUCCCUGCCUGGCGAACCCACUGCCUGGGGCAACAGUGAAAGGGAGCAGAUGCAACAGAAGAAGCUGGAGCAGAAGGGCUUUAAGCAUCAGCAAGACAGGCUAUGA
Closterium sp. Yama58-4 is the source of this 5307-nucleotide messenger RNA. The record is from the annotation of a GenBank genome assembly. NCBI's taxonomy places the organism in Eukaryota, Viridiplantae, Streptophyta, Zygnematophyceae, Desmidiales, Closteriaceae.